AAUAAGUAAUGUUUUUAAUAUUGUCCGUUUUAUUUCUUGUCUUUCUUAUCUGAAUAUUGUUUUGAAACUAACAGUUUGGGUUCCUCAAAAAUAAGUAAUUAACUUGACGAUCUGUGCUCAAUUACCAGAGGAUUAAUACCAACAGGUUUUUGUGCAACAAGAUUCACUUAACAACAUCCAGCAUCUUAAGCACUUACUGUGCUAUGUUUCGAAGUUAAAAGACUAAUGGCCGAACUGAAAGUGCUGCCUAAUGGAUUAAAAUACUUUUGCUAUAUCUUACAUUAUGGUUCACACUUUCAAAAACACACUAACGAGGACGAAGCUACUGACGCAGAAAAUAAAGCGAUUUUCAUUCUAGAAAAACUAAAACAGUUUGGAUAUGUUAGCAACUACUUGGCUAUCCGUGAUGGCUUUGCUGGGGCUUCUAUAUUUGAGGAGCAUUUUGAUGCACUCGAAAAUUCUCUAUUUACCGUAAUACUUUUAACGCCUGCUUUCUUGAGAAAUUCUUGGGACACUUAUUGCCAAAAUUCAGCCUUCUAUGAGCUUUUGCAAGAUGGGCAAAGUUAUCGUCUGCUACCUAUCGCCAUUGGAAUCGAGAAGGGUCAAGUGCCAAGGGAGCUGAAUAUUAAACGAGUGCUGUUCUUAAAUACGAAUCGAUGGAAAACUGACGACAAAUCCUGGGCUAAGCUGAAUCGCGCACUGGUGUCUGGGAUAGAUAACUACAACAGCAGGAACCCAGCAACAGAUUGUUUAAGCAUCAUGAUCGAGAGCAGCAUGCCCGAAAUUAGAAUUGGGAUUUCUGAUUAUGUCAGAGUGGAUGACGGGGUGGCAGAAUCAUGUCAGGGUGCCAUGGCUGACCAAGGACCCAGCAGUCAAACACAUCUGAAAGAAGUGGACGUCCCUGCAAAAUCAGACGAAGGUCUAGAAACAAUGAGCAGUCUCGGUUCAAUGUUGUCGUCUGGUUUCAGUAGACUGGUAUCGUCCUUCCUCAGAUCAACUUCCGUGGAGAACGCUGCCGAACAGGCGGAUCAGCUACCACGUUCAGAUGAUUCAAGAACAGAUUCGAGCCUUCGAUUAAAUGUCGUCAGAACGACAUGUUAUCUACUCAGUAAACCUGAUCAGCCAUUUUUAUACUGAGCAGACAAGUGCUUGCGAAACACAGGAACUGGACUAUAAACAAUUUGGGGUUGACGUGCGUGUCUGUGUCUGUAUCUGUAAUUCUGUUGCUGUGGUCUAUUUCGUGUUUGAAGGGUGAUGGGGUUACAAAAUGAUUUUAUCUAAUUAUAUAUUUAUAUAUUUUAUAAUAAGAAAUAGCGAUAAAAUAAGCCUCGGUAGUGUUAUAAGGUCCCAAAACGUGUGUGUAUGUGUGUGUGUGUGUGAGAGAGAGAGAGAGAGAGAGAGAGAGAGAGAGAGAGAGAGAGAGAGAGAGAGAGAGA
Molecule: messenger RNA, 1436 nt
Organism: Gigantopelta aegis
Lineage: Eukaryota; Metazoa; Mollusca; Gastropoda; Neomphalida; Peltospiridae
Exons: 4
Coding region: 226-1137 (303 amino acids)
Biological process (GO): signal transduction
Source: RefSeq, a predicted model, not a curated record